Messenger RNA from Pollicipes pollicipes, 1281 nucleotides. Its product is annotated as TATA-binding protein-associated factor 2N. The transcript has 4 exons. Bases 144 to 530 code for a protein of 128 amino acids. NCBI's taxonomy places the organism in Eukaryota, Metazoa, Arthropoda, Thecostraca, Pollicipedomorpha, Pollicipedidae. The record is from RefSeq and is a predicted model, not a curated record.
CGCGCGGCGACUACGAGCCCAGGGGCGGCGCUGAGCCGCGCGGCGGCUACGAGUCACGCGGUGGCUACGAGCCGCGGCGUGGCUUCGGGCCCAGGGGCGGCGGUCCGCGGGGCCGCGGCGGCUACGAGCCCCGCGGUGGCUACAUGCCGCGCGGACGCGGCGGCUUCGAGGGUCGUGGCCGUGGUCGCAGCAGCCACUACGAAGAGGAGCGCGCGCCCUACGCGGACGCACCGCCGGCCAAGCGCGGCCGCUUCGUGGGCGGCGGUGACUGGGGCGGCUACGGCGGAGAGCGUGGCGGCUAUGAUGAGCGCGGCUACGGUGGAGAGCGCGGCUACGGUGGAGAGCGCGGCUAUGGCGGAGAUCGCGGCUACGGAGGAGAUCGCGGCCAUGACGCGGGCGGUCGCGACGAUUCUUACGGAGACGGCCAGCACUACGGCAAUGGCUACGACGACAGAUCGUACGACGCCGGCUACGCAGGCAACGGCUAUUCGAAUGGCUACGGCUACGAGACAGGUGGAGGUUGGCAAUAGUUUGCGUGUCAGCUCGUGGUCAGAGCCGUAGUAGCGUGCACCCGAAGCCGGAGUGGCUGAGGACAGAUGGUGGGGAGGGAGCGGCGGGGCCUUGGCGGCCUGGUGAGGGGUGUCUGGCGACAGGAGGAACGACGGAUGUAGGAAGAAUGAGAGACUGAAAGAGAGGGAAGGAGGACAGAGGAUGGACGGAGCGUGGACGAUAAAGCAGGGCACCGAACAAUGAUGGCCGGCCAUGUGGACGCAUUGGCGCUUAGAGAGCGUGCGGCAGCGUUUCCAGUUCCUUAAGACCGAGUAGUGUUUUACGCAUGGAGUUCAUUAGGGUAUUACUUCACUUGCUUUCAUCGCAUCAUUGUCGUGUGUUAAUGUCUUUUGUCAUUGAUUUUGGAAGCGCUGGAGCGGACUGUUGAGCGUUCCUUCGCGCCGUGCUCUUGAUGAUGACAGAGCAGCCCUGGUGUAGCGCCUCGUGGUCGUAAGGGGCGGGCGGCAGUCGGUAACGUCUACCGAUGCUGGGGACCGAUCAGUGGCCGCGUGGCCGUAUGGCGUCCUCACGCUGGCGCCGGCAGAUCUGGGCGUGGACAGAGUGAAGAGAUCUCUGUUGAUAAGACAAAUCGUGUUUUCACGCCGCCUUCGGAGGACGCGAUCCCGCACAUACCCCGGUGCGAUUCUCCCAGCGGAGAAGUGCUGUACUUCAGAUGCGUUCGGUCGCCGCAAGUCAUACCUUCAUUGUGUAAUAAAGGUUUCGAAAUCUGCG